Neodiprion fabricii is the source of this 2047-nucleotide messenger RNA. Its product is annotated as sepiapterin reductase-like. Gene Ontology annotation, molecular function: sepiapterin reductase (NADP+) activity. Gene Ontology annotation, biological process: tetrahydrobiopterin biosynthetic process. NCBI's taxonomy places the organism in Eukaryota, Metazoa, Arthropoda, Insecta, Hymenoptera, Diprionidae. The transcript is spliced from 3 exons. The record is from RefSeq and is a predicted model, not a curated record. The coding region runs from base 1167 to 1952 and encodes 261 amino acids.
AGUAUUUUCCCACCAAAAAGCUAAACAAUUUGAUUUUAAUGUGGAUCUGAUUUCACAGUAAGACAUAAUUUUUCUGAUAGAUAAAUACCAUCAUUGCUGUGUCCGAUACUGAAAAAUAAUUAUAAUAAAUUGAAUAUUACUACACACCAUAUAAUGGAAAUUAUUCUUAAUGUCAUUCUGUAAACGAUGCAUUACGUAAGAUUAUUUCAUUUGGAAUGCUAAUUGAAUGAAUUUACUAAUUCCCACUUUAAUUGAUAAUCACAGUGUUAUAUACCGUCGGACUUCAAUUCUACGGAGUUCGAUUCUCCGGACUCUCUACCCGUAUCGCAAGAGUUGAGGUAGGUGAGAUCUAUGAAAGGGGCAUGUGGUAGCGCCAAGAUUAGUUCUCUGGGAACCUCGAUUCUCCGGAAUUCGGUCCCAAGUUGUCCGUAGAAUCGAGGCCUGACUGUAAGCCUAUUUUUAUUUACUCCUCGAUUUCUGUGGAAGUUCAGGGUCUGGAGUUCAGGAGUGGUAUUCAGAAUCAAUUACUAGUAUUCAACCUUAGUGCCAUUGUCGUACUUUGCUACCUUUGGGCUACCAUGUAUUUGAUUUAUUUUCGCCUGCAAUGUUCAUACCUUACUUGAAUGUUACAGUUAUUAUUUCACUAUUUAUAUUACACUAUUACCAGAAUUUAUCCGAUCUGUGAAAGCUGUUGUUUCUGCUAUCACUGGAAUACAACUAGGAUAGAACGCGUUAUUCUACUGCUUACAGGUUCACAUAAAUUAAAGAAGAAAUAGAAAAGUUGGAUUUAUUUAAUUCAUUUUUAUCCACUGUAAAUUAACAAGUAAGUAUUUGUUCCAUGUUAUAACUAACAGUUGUAUUACACAGUGAAGUUUAAAUGUGUCUUUCUCUGUGCCGAAGUACAUAUAAAUUUAAAAUUAGCGAGGAACCAUCAUUGAAUGUACGUAUACCUACCACAACUUUCUGUCACCUAAUCCUUGACUAUUAUCUAACAGUUAGGUGUGAUGACAAUCUGUUAAGUGUCUGUUGAUAUGAGAUCACCUCGACAAAGUCAAGCAAACCGCUCGAGAAACUCAGUGUGUUAACAUAAUCAAUUUUACUUGAAUCCAUAUAAAUAGGCUUUAAUUGUAGAAGUUACCAGAACACACCUUAAAUAUUGGUAUAACAUGUCUGCAGCCUACUUAAGUGGAAAAGUUUUUCUUCUCAUUACCGGUGCUAGUCAAGGAAUCGGAAGACAAAUAGCACAGUCAUUUGCCCCGUUAUUAGGUAAUGAUUCUUUAGUGUUAUUAAUUGCCAGAAAUGCCAGAGGGCUGCAAGAAACGGCCGAUAAGCUACCAAGAGGCUUAAGUGUUCAUACUGCAAGCGUUGAUCUGAGUACUGCUACAGCACAUGAGUUAAAAGAUGUAAUUAAUAAAGUCUUAGGUGCUGCAGGUGCAAUGCAGUUUGAAAAGGCUAUCGUUGUCCAUAAUGCAGCAUCUAUUGGCGACCUUACGAAGUCAACUGUAGCUAUGACUGACUUUAAUAUUUGGCAGGAAUACUACGAUCUUAAUGUAUUUUCUCCAGCAGUUUUGAAUGGCGUCUUCAUGGAAAUAUUCAAUGAUUACUCAAAAGUUCUUAGACUGGUAAUAAAUAUCUCAUCAUACAGCGCUGUUCAACCUUACAAGUUCAUGGGAUAUUACUGUUCGGGAAAAGCUGCACGGGAAAUGUUUUUUAAGGUGUUUGCUGUCGAAAAUCCGAAUGUGAAUGUACUGAACUAUUCACCGGGACCCGUAGACACUGAUAUGCUACAUGCAGUACAUACAUACACAAGCGAAGCUCAGGAUGAGGAUACCAAAAACUUGGUAAAAAAUCGCCCUGUGUUAACCACGGAGCAAACAGUUAUUCGUCUCUUGGAAGUACUCAAAUUACAGAAGUACAAGUCUGGUAGCCACAUUGAUUACUAUAACAACUAAAAUUCCCAAAAAAGUUAUGGCAUGUAUGUAUAAUUACUUUAUUUGAAUUCAAGAAGGAGUAAGAAAAAAAAUUUCUCAUUUUCUUGGACCAUCCC